Astyanax mexicanus (Mexican tetra) is the source of this 7417-nucleotide messenger RNA. It is a transcript of the gene iffo2b, whose product is annotated as intermediate filament family orphan 2b. The transcript has 9 exons. The coding region runs from base 507 to 2000 and encodes 497 amino acids. NCBI's taxonomy places the organism in Eukaryota, Metazoa, Chordata, Actinopteri, Characiformes, Acestrorhamphidae. The record is from RefSeq and is a predicted model, not a curated record.
AUAUAAACCAAGAAACCGGGCUGCUGAAUUUCUGCUGCUGCUACUGCUGAAGGAGCACGCGGUGAGAGGAGCUGGAGGUGACAGCUCGGGGAGGUGACAGUGCUUUAUUAUUAGUAGUAUAAAACGUGAGUUUUAAGUGAUAAAAGCUGAAAUAAAACUUUUAUUUUAUUUUUUUGCGAUUUCUCAGGAUGAAGUCGAGCUGACCCGCUCUUGAGACGCGAAUUAACUAACUGGAUGGACUGAAUAAUUACAAACUGGUUAAAAACUGCUGAAACAUGCUGAAAAGAUAGGAAAAUACGCAUAGUGAUGGUGGAGUCACUCGCCGUCACUGUUCCGCUUGAGUUUGGAGGUUUAUUGGAUGUUUUAGACGUGGGCAGACGUUAAAAACAGUGGGUUUGGACUGUUCGGAUAGCUAACUAGCGCUAGCUCUAUCAUACAGAUAGAGCGGCUGGCUCCAGUACCGCAGCAGCCGUACCGCAGCGCUACACACAGUGGCUCAACCCAGGAUGAGCUCGCUGCUAUUCGGCGACGGUCUGCCCCCGGCCGCCGCGAUGCUCACGACCCUCCCGGGAGGUAUCGGUGGUAUCGGAGGGUCCGGAGCGCCCGCAGCCGCCCUGAGGAACGACCUGGGCUCCAACAUCCACGUCCUGAAGACGCUGAACCUGCGCUUCCGCUGCUUCCUCGCCAAAGUCCACGAGUUGGAGCGGCGGAACAAGCUGCUGGAGAGCCAGCUGCAGCAAGCCGCCGAGCGGGCCAGGUACCACAGCCUGUUCGCGCGGGACGUCGCGGUGCAGACCGACUCCCCGCAGGAGCCGCGGCUGCCCGGCACGAUCUGGAGCUACACGCACGUGCGGAGGUCCGGGGAGCGGGUGGAGACCCUGCACGGGCCCGGGGUGUCCUGGACCCAUCCGGACGGGGUCGGGGUGCAGAUCGAUACCAUCACUCCGGAGCUCCGAGCCCUGUACAACGUACUGGCCAAGGUGAAGAGAGAGAGGGACGAGUACAAGAGAAAAUGGGAGGAGGAGCUGUCCAGACGAGAGCAGAUGGAGUCUAUGGUGGAAUCGCUACAGGAGAGUGCCCAGGAGUCAGAGGCCAUUCAAGAAGAGAUGAAAAACAAAGUGGAGAGGUUAAAGGCCGAGCUAGUCGUCUAUAAAAGCCUGAUGAGUGACCAAAUGUCUGAGCUGGACUCCAAGAUCCAGGAAAAAGCCAUGAAAGUAGAUAUGGACAUCUGCAGGAGAAUCGACAUCACGGCCAAGCUCUGUGAUGUAGCACAGCAGAGGAACUCAGAGGACAUGUCCUUAAUGUUCAACGUCAGUCCGUCCAGAGCUCCAGUGGGGGCUGUGGCCUGCAGGAGGAAGGAGAGGAAGGCUGUGUCAGACGAGGAAAGCUCAGAGAUGGAUGCAGAUACCAGCACAUCAGAGGAGGAAGUGCCUGGAUCUCUCAACAUUACAGACGAGAUGAAGAGGAUGCUCAAUCACCUACAUUGCUCAGAUAACUCGUUUGUUGCCAGGAGGGAGACUUUUGACAUUGACGACGAUUGCGACAGCUUGACGUGGGAAGAAAACGAAGAGACACUGCUGCUAUGGGAAGACUUCACCAACUACAACGUGCCCUUUGCAAUCAACAGCACAGCCAACGGUCCAGACGGUGGCGGAAACAGCCAGGAAGCUGCUUCGCAGGAUGGCAGUCUGGGCAGCCUCAUCGAUGAGACUGAGACUCUCUUCAAGACCAGAGAGCAGGAGUACCAGGCAACUAUCGGCCAGAUUGAGAUGGAGCUGGCCACAGCUAAGAGUGACAUGAACAGACACCUGCAUGAGUACAUGGAGAUGUGCAGUAUGAAGAGAGGGCUGGACGUGCAGAUGGAGACUUGCAGAAGAAUGAUCAAGGGGGGCAGGAAUUCUCCGUCCUUCAGCUCAGUAGCAAGCAGUGACUCAGGGAACACUGAUGAGAUUCAGGACGAGUCGGACAAGGAUGGAGACACAGACAGUCCAAUCAGCUGAUACCGGCCGAGCCUGGCCCCGCCCCUCCACCCUUGCUGAGCGCCAAUCAGCAGCUCCAAGGCCUCUCAGCAUUCGGCCGACGAUAAUGAGCAGUAUCAGUCCAAAGGAACUCUGAUGGACAGGGUCCCGUUUCAUUCUGAAAAUACUAUAGGUGCUUUAAAAGAAUGGGAGGGGGAGGUGAAGAGGCUGGUCGCUUUGCUCUGUGAGCGGUUUUUAAAAAAAGAGUCUCACCCAGCGUCUCGACUGUGCUCUCUUCCUCCGUCUGCUGGGGCUCCACACUGACCUCAAAGGGCAACCAUAGGGCAAUCAGACCUAAGUAACCAAUCACAAGCAUCGUUCACAGCACUGUCAAAGUAGAAAAGCCAAAAAUAUACCAAGCCUAGAUCACUGUUUUGUACCAUCAGUAUAUCUGUAGCAAAAAAACUAAAUAAAACACAGCAUUAUAGAGGGAUGCCAUAGAGAUACGUUUGUCUGAAAAGUGGCCAGAUUGUAUUUCUUUUCUUUUUGUUUGUUGAGUUCACCAACAUAGCGGCUAUUGUGGUUACUACACACACUCACACACAAGAAGCUACAGGGUAAUUAUGGUGCAGUCAGGCAUGAUUGGCAAGUUUUAAAGGUGUCAAUUCAUCAAGUCAGAAGAAAACUUCCAGUUGUUUUAUGUGGGUUUAUCCUAGCUAAAAUAUAGUUUAUAGUUAGGAAACAGAGAGAUGGCAAAAGUGACCAAAAGUGUCCAAAUUCCAUAUUAUACUCAGCAGCCGGGGUGUUGGCUGCUGUUCGCAUCGAACCUUCAACCCACACCACAGCCUCACCCACUAGAUCAGUUUAAGAAACACCAUUUUGGACAUUUUGCUUGAGAAUUUCAGGCAGUACACAGCAGGAUUAGCCAGCAGACUUCUUCUGAGGGAGGGAUCUGUACCUGCUGUCCGUGGCACGUCAGCAGAUGAGGGAGCUGUAAUGUAAGUUCUUUCAAAUAAUGAGUUAUAAGCAUGAACUAGCUUGUUCAUGUUUGGUCAUUUAGCACAAGCUAACACUGUGCUAACGUGUGGUAAAUGCUCAGCGUAAACAUGAUGCCAAUGUCAGUUUAACAUAGCAAACUAAAUACUACUGAUAAUGAUAUUUUGUUGAUAUUAAAUUGUGAUCCAAAUCCAUUGUCUUCCAAAUGCCAACAUCAUAUUAAUGUUAUUAAUUACAUUAAUAAGUAAGUGAUGUAUGGUAAUCAAAACCUAAUGCUGCUAAACAUUGUAAUUUUGUUAGAGUCCACACAACAUAAAAUGUUGAGAUGUUAAUCUCUUGUGACUUUAAUGUCCAACUUACAUUAACAACAUUUUUAUUUUCUGCUAAAAUUCAUCUUUUAUUUGCCGUUAGAGCACAACAUGGGAAGGACAAUUACAUGGGAAGGACAAUUACUCCCCACAUUACUAAUAAUGCUCCCAAAACUAGGAGGGUGAAAGCUAGGACCUGCCUCCUCCAAUACAUGAAAUAAGCCCCUCCUCUUUUCCCUCUGCUGCUGAUGUAGCCAGUUACUGGGUAGCCAGUGCACUUGGAGGAAAGUGCAGCAACCCAGCUCUGAUACCUCAGCUAACAGAGGCCUGUGCUGACCAACAUCACAUUUGAAGUGCUCUCUCUCUCUCUCUCUCUGACUCCGGCUGCUGAAGGCAAGCAGCAAAUUCGAAUUGGCAAUACUCGGAUCACAGUGGCAGCAGCUUAGCCUACUAGGUCACGUAUUGAAAAUUAAAAGAAAUUGAAAUAGUUUUUGUUGUAAACUCUGAACACGCUAUAAUUACCUUUCCCCACUCUGUGUGUGAUGUGGCUGCUGUGUUGGUGAAUAGCGAUAGCAUUCUGAGAGUUAGCUAAUUUUUUUAGAAUUUUAAAAUAUUAGUUUUAAUGUUCAGCCGCUCAUCACUAAUGGAAGCCCAGUGAUGCGUGUGGGACGCAGCACAGCUCACGCUAUAUCUCAGUUCUAUGCAAUCGGUCGGCCUUAUUUUUUCAGGACCGAUCUUUGUCUGUCUUUAUCUGUAUCAUUAUUUGCCUUCGUUAGCCGGGCAGAUGUUCCUCCCCGUCGUUGGUGUUUUCCGCUGUGGGCAGGAAGCUCGGAGGCCUGCUGCAGUGUUUACAACAGGACUUUGUUUAGGAUCAGUGGAUUCCCGCCUUUUUUCAAAAGCACUCUGCUAACAAACACACAGGCUAUUCAGUAUUUCAAAUCUACCGAAACCUAAAUCUCUAAUUCCACCGAGCUAUGUGCCUGAACUCACGAGGGGACGUUAUUUUGAUGGCCUUAUUGCGUCGCAUUGCUUUUUAGGAAACUCUGAUGCACUCUACUCGAAUGCGCUGAUAAACUUGUUUUACGGUUUCUUACGAUUGUUAUGAGACUUCUACAAAGACGAAGCUGCCUGAUGUAUUUUGAGCAGCUCUAAAUGACUUUGGAGAUUUCAGGUAGAAAUUCUGAUUGUAGAACAAGAUGUUUUUAUUUUUUUCUAAAUUUUAUACACUGCCUGGCCAAAAAAAAAGUCUCCACCUGGAUUUAAGUAAGUAAAUGAUGUGGGGUUGGUUGAUGCUGCAGUUGGUCUGCAGGUUUAGGUUCAGCAACAGUAUGUGCUGAAAGAAUGAGGUCAGCUGACUACCUGAAUAUACUGAAAAAUAUAGACCAGGUUAUUCCAUCAAUGGAUUUAUAUUUCUUCCCUGAUGAACACGGACAUAUUCCAAGAUAAGGCAAUGUCAGAGUUCAGAGUUCAGGGAGCAUGAGAUCAUCAUUUAUCAUUUUCACACAUGGAUUGAGAGAGUUCCCCACAGAGUCCAGAUCUUAACCUCAUUGAGAAUCUUUGGGAUGUGCUGGAUGGAGAAGAGAGGCUUUGUGCAGUGGUCAGACUCUACCAUCAUCAAUGCGACAUUGCAGAAUCUCAUUAAAACAAUGCCACAGUGGUGGUCCAACAAAAUAUUAGAGUGUGUGACUUUUUUUUUGGCCAGGCUGUGUAUUUUCAUUCUGUGAUUCUGAUUUUUUUUUUGGUUUUGUUCAUCAUUAGACCAGCAAAUCAACUAUAAAAUAUAAAAUCAGCAUACGCCAGCAUGAUCUUAUAAAAUGAGCCAACAGCUGUCAUUUGGCCAGCAGGGGGCGGUGCUCCAUAACAAUUCACCCUGUGACGAGGCUUAUAACAGAAAAUCAUUAUCAUCAUUUGUGUAGAAUUGUGUUUACUGUCAUACCUCAGUGGCCUUUCUGUUCAUGUUGCUCUCUCUGCAGUUUCUCAUGCUUUAUAUCCUUUCAGAAGUUGUUUUUAAAGCUGUAUAUUUGUGAAUGUGUUACCAUAGUAAGUUUUUUUUUUAUUAAUUUUGCUGAAAUUGAAAUGUAAAGAGUUUGAUCUUCUUUAGCCUUUGGUUUAAGAUUGAAAUCUCUGAAUGUCUGAAAGGUGCUGUUUUUAAAAGUGGGUCCAUGUCACCUUUAUGACCAGACUGGAUGCAGGCGAAAGGUAAAAUCAAUGUUUAUCAGAGUAAUUUGAAUCGAAAAACAAAUGUUCGCACAAAACAACAAUCAAUCAAUAUGAAUCCACACUUUGCUCUACUUUGAUUGUAAUGCUGUACUAUAUUUGUUGAAAAUCAUGUAUAGGAUUUCGUAAUCAAAGAUCUGCUCGAGGGUUUUGUAAAAUCUCCUUUUUUAUAUUUAUCAGGGUACGCAGGGGUGAUUGUGAUGCUUUUUUGUCUGAAGAAAUGAAAUGUUCAGUAACAGAACAGUAACAGCCUUUAGCCUGAAACAUUAACACAGCUGGUAAAAGUGUACAGAAGCUCAUUGCUGCUAAGUAGAGGAGAAACAUCACAACAGACCUAAGACUGAAGGUUCAAAAUAGAUUUUUUGAUCAGUAGAUGGUCAGUCAUUUUGAUGUUAAAUUACUAAGUCAAAUUCUUUAGUAGUCAAAGAAUUUAGUAGUCAGUGUCAAACAUUGCACAAUAUUGAAUAAAUAUUCAUUUUUAAAUAAUAGUUAAAAUGUGAAACAAAUUGGUUAUUAAUUUUUAGAAAAUGAAAUGGAUUUUUUUUAAAUUCUACAUCUAAAUUUUGGAAAGCUUUGUAAUAAUGAGAGAAAUGUAAAAAAAACUAGACAUUAUUUUGAGAUUUGUGUUAAAAAAAAGGUUAAAAGAGACAGUUAGUCAUUAUAUUAAGAUAUUAAUAGCAAUUAUGUAAAAGGUGUUUAUUAUUUUGAGAUACUACAUUUUUAUAGAGAUUACCUAUUAGAAAACAUUAGAAAACCUAUCCAUUAUUGUUUAGAUAUAAGUGAUGUUUUUGAGUCAGUCAAUUUAUUAUUUUGAGAAAUUAUUUAGAGAUUAGUUAGAUAUUUUAAAGAAAACCAGUCCUGAUCUUGAGAUAUUAGAUAUAAUGUUGGGAAAUAAUCUUAAUUCUUUUGAGAUAAGAUAAGUUGUAAUCACUUUUUAUUUUGAGAUAAUAAGUUAAGUUCAAGUGACAAAAACAAGUAUCUCCAUUUUUGUCAAUUGUUAGUUUACUACAUAAUUUGACCACACAAACUGUCCCUCACACUGUGUCAAAAAAUAUUGAUAUACGGACCAAUAGAAACUCUUCAAAAUUACCUGAAAUAAACUCUUUUUACUUUACCUUCUAUUAAGGGAUAAGAAGGUUUUAUCUCUCUACUAUAAAGUUGUUGUUUUUUUGAGAUAUUAAAUAGCCUAGGGUACUGCCAGCCACCAGAGGGAGACACAGUUCUAUCCAGACCUUUGUUAUUUUUUUAUCUUUUUUUUUGGGUCUGAGACAGGUUGUUUUCACACAUACAGGUGCGUCUUAAAAAUUAGAAUAUCAUUGAAAAGCUACUUUAUUUCAGUUAAUCAGUUCAAAAUGUGAAACUUAUAUAUAAUAUAGAUGUAUUACACACAGAGUGAUCUAUUUUAAGCAUGUAUUUCUUUUACUGUACAAAAUUAGAAUAUUCUAUAAGACGAGUUGGUACUUUUGGCAGUGUGGGCAGUGUGCCAAGUCCUGCUGGAAAAUGAAAUCUGCAAGCAUAAAUCAUGAAGUGCUGUAAAAUCUUCUGGUAUACACUGCAAACCAUCACUGAUUGGUGGAAACUUCACACUAGACCUCAAGCAGCUUGGACUGUGUGUCUCUUUACUGAUGAUCAGUGAUGGUUUGGAGAGACAUGUCAUCUGCUGGUGUUGAUCCACUGUGUUUUAUUAUCAAGUCUAAAGUCAGUGCAGUUUUGUUUUCCCACAAAAUCUUACAGCACUUCAUGCUUCCCGCUGCUACUGACAACUUUUAUGGAGAUGUGGAUUUCAUUUUCCAGCAGGAUUUGGCACACUGCCCACACUGCCAAAAGUACCAGUUGGUCUUAUAUAAUAUUCUACUUUUUUGAGACACUGAUUUUUGGGUUUUUAUUAUCUGUAAGCCAUAAUUAUCAACAAUAAAAGAAAUAAACGCUUAAAAUAGA